AUGACAAACCGCGAUCCUGACUUCCGACAUCAGCUGGGAAGGUUCCGUCUCCAAGUCGAUCCCCUUCCUCCAUCACAGCUCCCACUUCCGACCACGUCCGUGACGCCCCCGACUUCGCUGCCCUCUCCAUCCGCGCCCUCGUCCGCGCCCCCUCCCCCUCUCCCUGACCGUCUUGCGUCUCGCCCCAAACGCGUUUCAACUGCCUGCGAUUUCUGCCGGAAACGGAAAAAGAAAUGUGAUUUCCGCUACCCCAAUUGCUCGGCGUGUACACGAGCCGGCGUUCGUUGCACCAUCGCUCCUCCAGGACCGCAAAUCACAUCUGUUCCCCGCGAUCAGCUCGAACGGCUACAGGACCGCGUACAAUGGCUGGAAGAAAUUGUCCGCCGCAAGACGGGCGUUGCAGUCGCGGACAAGCCGACAGGCAGCGCGUUGGACGAAGAUGGCGACCCAAAUUCGUGGCACCAGCUGCCGGCAAUUUUGAUCAAGGUUGAUCCUAGCAGUCCGCAAGCCGCUUCCACAGUAGCAGGGUCCACGACCGGGGUCGAAUCGAGCGCAAGUCCAGGGUCGACGGAGCCAUCAGCAGUCGGAACUGAGCUUCCCAAUGUUGGUGAGAUCUUUCGCGACAAACUCGAGCAUCGUCGCCCUUCCAUCGCACGACCGGUCAUAUCUGCAAGCGCUCCGCACAUCCUCCGGCUCGCAUCCUUGGAGGAAGCCGAACGGGUGGCCGGGCAGUACUUUGAUAGCAUGGGAUACCAGUACCCCUUCCUACACCGUGUUGAAUUCUUCGAUCAUGUCCGACGGAUCUACGCCGGUGAAGUUCCCACCCCUGAGGUGCACUACAGCUAUCACAUCACGAUCGGUAUUUCUCUGCUUAUCGGAUCUGCGGAAAAUGCCGAGGCCAGGGCCAUGGAGUUCUAUCGGGCAAGCAAUGAAACACUCUCCAUAGCAUUGCACAACGAGGACCUUACCGCUCUUCGCGCAUUGCUGAGUCUAGCUCUUUAUACGCUGUUUGCGACAACCGGCCCCAGCAUAUGGCAUGUCCUCGGGACCGCUUUGCGCCUUACCACCAGCUUAGGGCUACACAAAGCAAGGCAUCCCACCAACCUUCUUGACGAUGAAAUGACCAAACGCGCAUUCUGGAGUCUAUACAACCUCGAUAGGCUCAUCGCUAGCACCCUAGGCAGACCGCUCGGGAUUGCCGAUGAAGACAUCACCGUGUCUCUUCCCCGAGAGUUGAAUGACGACGGGACUGAAACGCCAGGAGCGAGCGCCAUGACCAUCCCCAUACAAGUCAUUCGGCUGCGCCGCAUCUUCUCGCGAAUCUACCGUUACCUAUACAGCACCAACCAACCCGCCCCAUCGCCACCCGAACUAUCCCUCAACCUCCGGCACUUCCGCCAGGAACUCGACGACUGGCGCACCACGAGCCCCGUCUACCCACCAGCCCUCCUCUACUCAACCAGCUACUUCGACUACCUGCACGCAACAACCCUCCUCCUCCUCUACCGCCCCAGCCCGCGCAACCCAACCCCGGACCAAACCAGCAUCAUCAGCUGCGGCAACGCCAGCAUCGCGGUAAUUCGCUCGUACUGGGAAUCCUACUGCGCCGGCAAACUCAAAUGGAUCUGGCUCACGCUCAGCCAGCUCUACUUCGCCGGCAUCACGAUCCUCUGGUGUCUGAACCGGAAUUUCCACUCUGUAAACGAGGGGCUUGGGCCGGUUUGGGAGCCAGACGAGCAGAUGAUGCGGAGAGGAAUCCAGGCGGUCGUUGUCAUCCUCGAGGCCUUCGGGAAACGGCGAGCGGGCGUUGAUAAGCUCGCCGAGACUUUCCGCGCCCAGAGUACAACGAUCUUCAGCCAUCUGGCGUACCAGCAGCAACAGCAGCAGUCUAUGAUGCCCCCGCCGUUGCCUCCGCCACAGCCGGCUCCCAACCCGGUUUAUAUGGCGCCGCCAGUGCCGCUUGCACCUGUUCUGGAUGAUGUCUUGUUGGUUGAUGCGUCCGGGACGAUGCCCGUUAUGGAUCCGCAGAUGGCGGAGCAGUUGUUUUACUCUUAUGAUUGGUUCCAGGAGGAGAUGGCGACGUAUUAUACCUUAUAG
Aspergillus mulundensis is the source of this 2097-nucleotide messenger RNA. Its product is annotated as putative C6 transcription factor. The record is from RefSeq and is a predicted model, not a curated record. The transcript is spliced from 2 exons. NCBI's taxonomy places the organism in Eukaryota, Fungi, Ascomycota, Eurotiomycetes, Eurotiales, Aspergillaceae. Gene Ontology annotation, molecular function: sequence-specific DNA binding; zinc ion binding; DNA-binding transcription factor activity, RNA polymerase II-specific. Bases 1 to 2097 code for a protein of 698 amino acids. Gene Ontology annotation, biological process: DNA-templated transcription; positive regulation of transcription by RNA polymerase II.